Chara braunii is the source of this 2165-nucleotide messenger RNA. The record is from the annotation of a GenBank genome assembly. NCBI's taxonomy places the organism in Eukaryota, Viridiplantae, Streptophyta, Charophyceae, Charales, Characeae.
ACUGUUGUGUCCCAGAACAGAUGGGGGGGGGCGUGUGUGUUUUGCGUUUGAAAAAAAAGGGAAACUCCGAUGAAACAGUCUGUCACAGCCCCCGUUUCUUGUCCUUUUUCCCCUUUCUGCCUAUGGUUCACCGGGCAGUUCGCUAUGACUAUACGUAUGUUGGAGCUGGAGAUGGAUUGCUCUGCUUCCACUUGAACAAGUCCAUCAAUCGCUUGAGAGGCAUAUCAAGUCAGGAUGAAGGUGUUGUUGUGGAUAUCGUUGCAACGGACAGCAACGAAAGGUUUGCGGGCCCUGAUGCGAAGAAUCCGUGCCAUGUGGAAGAUGCAGAACAAGCCAUCGUUUCUCGAUGCCCUGAUAUUGUGAUUUGCUCUUGGCAGCCAAUGGGUGUGGAUUGGACUGCGAGGAUGCGACAGACACCUUCUGUUCGGGAAUAUAUACUGAUUGGAGAAAUGGAUGACGGCAUCUGCGGGCAUUCGUGGCUAACAUGGGGGUACGGUGGGUUCGACUCCAGCGCUGAUGAUACCAGCAGUGAGGAGGCAGGCAUGGACACAGAAGGCAAUAAGGAGAAGAGAAGGGAGGAGGAGGGCAAUUCAGGGAGAGAGAGUUCUACAGACCAAGGUGACAAAGGCAAAGCCUCAGCUUGGGCCAACGUCGACUGGAAGGGCAGCUACGGAAAGGAGCGGAAGGAGGAGGAAAGCAGAGACGAGCGAGCGAACAUCAACGAUGCAGCGAAUUCCUUAGCAGAAGAGUGCACUGCCAACUUGAAGACAAGUGAGGCAGAUGAGCUGGAAAUGCUGGCAGGUUGGUUUGAGACACAGGAGGGCUUUCGUUAUGAAGGCGCUGACCGUUCAAAACGCCCUUCGGCUGAGGAACUGGGAGAGAAGAGGCAAUACGAGAACAUGGCGGAGUCAUACAACAACGAUGCUAGAGCAGAUGUGGAAACAGGGCACGACAGUUUUGUUAUGCCCAUGAAAAAGCUGUGCAAAAGAGACCACGGGCCUGGUUCCACAGAUGGAGGGGUUCCUCCAGCUGUGAACUCGCGCUCGCGAGACCUUGAAGGACAGCGUCUUGCACGUCUGGAAACUGCAGAGGGAAAUCCAAAAGGUUUGGAAGCUGCACCAGGAGGUUUGGAAGGUGUUCCAGAUGGUUCAGAAAGUGCAGCAGGAGAUCCAGGAGAUUCAGAAUGUGGACCAGAAGAUGCAGAAGGUGCAGAAGGCGCUGCAGAAUGUCCAGGUGGUGAAGAAGCUGUUCAAGGAGGUGUUAGAGGGGGUGUUAGAGGGGGUGGAAGAGAUGGAGGAGUUGAAGGAGGACGGUUAAUCGAAUCUGUUUUUCAUUUCCGCAGCAGUUCUAGCAAGGCGAAAAGUCAAGCGAGCACUCGUCGGCUUGGAGAGGACAGUCGUAAGGGAACGCCGGCUCAGAAACGCACAACUUCCAACGACUCUGCAUUAGAUGACGAACUGUAUGGUCAAGAGCGCACGAUAAGGCAGUCGCGAAACUCAACUUCUUUUUCUAGCAUCAUCCGAGAUGCUCCCGCUCAUAAGAGGGUGGUGGUGGCUGCAACCGCGGUGCAUCCUGAAAUAGGAGAGAGGGUCAAACCACAGUCAGCUUCCAUCAUGUCUCCUCCAGGGUUGGUGCAAUCUCCGAAAUCCCAACGGUUCCGUCCCUCCAGCCAUCUUGAUCCCGAUCGUUCAAGCUCAGGCCGAAGUGCGAACACCUCCUCAUUUGGAACAGAGUUGCAGGGGAUAGGGAGGUUGGCAGGCGAGAGCUCGAAGGUUGGGACGUUGGCAGCAAAGAGCUCGACGUUUGGGAGGUUUGCAGUAGAGAGCCCGGAGGUACAAAAGAAUUCAGCGUUGAAAGAUGAAUUGGCUUGCUGUCUCGACGAUGGACUGGUCGGGGGAUCAAGUCCUGCUAGGACAUUAUUGGAAAGGAGGAGAAAGACGAAGGUGCGGGAGGCUGCACCUUACAUAAGAGACGGGUGGGAACGUGUUGAGCUGCUGCACAUUGGCAGGACACAGAUUUGCAGAACGGAUGAAAGAUGGUCAUGUCGCAGGCAUUCCCACACUGUAAGCUUUCGCAGACCGAUGAAGUACACCCCCAACCCAUAGGUUCUACUUACCUGUCAUCGGGGGUUUUUAAGUCCUGUCAAAUAAAUGAAGGAACGCUAG